AUGAGCGGCUUUGAUCAGAACCGCGUGUACUCGGUCCAGGUCUUAGAGGGCAACCAGGCGGAGAACUCGCCCUCCACCACCGAAGGUCUCUUCCUCGAGUUCCUCAAGAACUUCCGCGUCGGCGGCGAGUUUGUCUACCGUGACCGCCUGCGCUCGUCCCUCCUUCUGCACCACCACACCCUCGAGGUCGACCUCCGUGACCUCGUCGUCUACAAUGAGGAACUGGCGCAAAAGGUCGAUGACCAGCCCGGCGAGAUGAUUCCUCUGCUCGAGUCGGCGCUCCUCCGCCUCGCGCGUAUUCUCGUCGACCCUGCCGCGUCCAACGAUCCAAGCUCGUCGCGAGCCUCGGAGCUCGUCCCGGAAAUGCAGGUUACCAUCAAGAGCGGCAAGAACAUGCUCCAGUUUCGUGAACUCACUGCCAACACCCUCACCACGCUUGUGCGCCUCCCCGGCAUUGUUAUCAACGCGUCGCAGCUGUCCUCGCGCGCGACCGAGCUGCACCUGCAGUGCAAGUCGUGUCGUUCCGUCAAGAUGACCAAGGUGCCCGGCGGCAUUGGCGGCCAGACUGCCGCGCUCCCUCGCCGCUGUGACGCGCCCGCUGCGGAAGGCCAGAAGAAGGAGUGCCCAUUGGACCCCUACGUCAUUCUGCACGACCGCUGUCGCUUCAUCGACCAGCAGACAAUCAAGCUCCAGGAGGCCCCCGACAUGGUCCCGGUCGGAGAGCUGCCGCGCCAUAUGAUGCUCCAGGCCGAGCGUUAUCUGACUGGCAAGGUCGUUCCCGGAUCCCGCGUCAUUGCAACCGGUGUCUACUCUACGUUUGCGCCGCAAGGCAAGAAGAAUGCCGGUGCCCCAGCCCUCCGCCAGCCCUACCUCCGUGUCCUCGGCAUCGAGCUCGACACGUCCCUCGCGUCGUCGCCCGGUUCGCGCGGCUUCUCGCCCGAGGAGGAGGAAGAGUUCCAGCAGCUCGCGAGGUCCGAGGGCCUGUACGAGCGUUUCGCCAAGAGUGUCGCGCCCAGUAUCUUUGGCAGCCUCGACAUUAAGAAAUCGGUGACGUGCCUGUUGAUGGGUGGCAGCAAGAAAAUUCUGCCCGACGGCAUGCGUCUGCGUGGCGACAUCAACGUCCUCCUCCUCGGUGAUCCCGGUACAGCAAAGUCGCAGCUGCUCAAGUUUGUGGAGAAGGUGUCGCCCAUUGCCGUGUACACUUCGGGCAAGGGUUCGUCGGCUGCGGGUCUGACGGCGUCGGUGCAGCGUGACCCCGUCUCGCGCGAGUUUUACCUCGAGGGCGGCGCGAUGGUGCUCGCGGACGGCGGAGUCGUGUGCAUUGACGAGUUUGACAAGAUGCGCGACGAGGACCGUGUGGCCAUCCACGAAGCGAUGGAGCAGCAGACCAUCUCGAUUGCCAAGGCCGGUAUCACUACCAUUCUCAACUCGCGUACCUCGGUGUUGGCGGCUGCCAACCCCGUGUUUGGUCGCUACGACGACAUGAAGUCGCCCGGCGAGAACAUUGACUUCCAAACCACCAUCUUGUCUCGUUUCGACAUGAUCUUCAUUGUCAAGGACGAGCACAACGAGGCGCGCGACCGCACAAUCGCCAAGCACGUCAUGGACAUUCACAUGAACCGCCAGGCCGACGACGAGAUUGUGGGCGAGAUCGACAUUGACAAGAUGAAGAGGUACAUUUCGUACUGCAAGUCUCGUUGCGCGCCCCGCCUCUCGCCCGAGGCUGCCGAGAUGCUGUCGUCGCACUUUGUCUCGCUGCGCAAGCAGGUGCAGCAGGUCGAGCGGGACAAUGACGAGCGCUCGUCCAUCCCCAUCACGGUCCGUCAGCUCGAGGCCAUCAUCCGCAUCUCCGAGUCGCUCGCCAAGAUUACCCUCUCCCCGCGCGUCAACCAGCACCACGUCGAGGAGGCUAUCCGCCUGUUCAAGUAUUCGACCAUGGACGCCGUUGCCGCCGGCCAAGUGGACGGCAUGACGCGUUCCGAGCUCAACGACGAGAUGGAGCGCAUCGAAAAGGAACUCAAGCGCCGCCUGCCCAUUGGCUGGAGCACGUCGUACCAGUCGCUCGUGCGCGAGUUUGUCGCACAGCAAGGAUACUCGCAGCACGCGCUCGAGCGCGCCCUGUUCAUUCUCGAAAAGCGCGAGGUGAUCCGGUUCUCGGGCCAGAAGAAGGUCGUCAACCGCGUCGGCGUCUAA
Messenger RNA from Apiotrichum porosum, 2193 nucleotides. It is a transcript of the gene MCM5, whose product is annotated as minichromosome maintenance protein 5. Gene Ontology annotation, cellular component: MCM complex; nucleus. The transcript has 5 exons. Gene Ontology annotation, biological process: double-strand break repair via break-induced replication; DNA replication; DNA replication initiation. The coding region runs from base 1 to 2193 and encodes 730 amino acids. Gene Ontology annotation, molecular function: DNA replication origin binding; single-stranded DNA binding; ATP binding. The record is from RefSeq and is a predicted model, not a curated record. Lineage: Eukaryota; Fungi; Basidiomycota; Tremellomycetes; Trichosporonales; Trichosporonaceae.